Molecule: messenger RNA, 378 nt
Organism: Symbiodinium necroappetens
Lineage: Eukaryota; Dinophyceae; Suessiales; Symbiodiniaceae
Source: the annotation of a GenBank genome assembly
AUGCCAGUCGGUGAUGAUUCAGGUGGGCAGCAACAAAGCGGAAGUGGCCGCGAGAUGACAGGCUGCUCAUUGUCUGCCUUCUUGGCCCUUGCACCAGGCUAUACAUUGUUCGCUGCCGGAGACGAAGAAGCACUUCUGUCGAGGAACGACCUUCAACCAAUUGUUGGUCGGCCGCCAGAGGCUUUCGAUGCUUGGCUGCGUGGUGCCUUCUGCAACCCUCGCAGGGUCACCAAUGCGCCCGACUAUGCAACCUGGGGGUUCGACUUUCGGGCCUUGGCAGAUCUGAAAGUCUCUGCCUCGGCGCGGUGCAAGCAGCUCAAGCACCUGCUGAAGGCUCAUGGAGCUCGUGCCUUUUCCUUGAGCGGGACAGACUGCUGA